This is a messenger RNA of Perca fluviatilis (European perch), 1790 nucleotides long. RefSeq names its product neuferricin. Gene Ontology annotation, cellular component: membrane; endomembrane system. Bases 107 to 868 code for a protein of 253 amino acids. The transcript has 4 exons. The record is from RefSeq and is a predicted model, not a curated record. Lineage: Eukaryota; Metazoa; Chordata; Actinopteri; Perciformes; Percidae.
GCACAUGCGCUGUGGUGUUCAUGUACACGGAAGUAACUGUGUUGUUGACUAUUUUGAACAAGUGGAAGAUAUGUGAUGCAAAUGGAUGACAUACCAAAACGCUUAAAUGAACAACAUGCUCGGCUACGUAUUGGUCGCGUUUCUAGCACUGGCAGUUGUGUUCGUUCCUCGCGAGUGGGCCGUUACAUUUGGAUAUGGAUCAAACAAGGGGCCGCCUAUGCGGCUCCUGAGCAGGCGUGAAUUAUCAGUGUACGACGGGGAGGAAGGCAGCAAGGGCCUUUACCUGGCCAUACUGGGGCAAGUCUUUGAUGUACACAAGGGGCACAAGCACUAUGGACCUGGUGGUGCUUAUCACUUUAUGGCAGGCAAAGAUGCCUCACUGGCCUUCAUCACUGGGGACUUCACAGAAAGUGGCCUGACAGAUGAUGUGUGCAGUCUGUCCCCACUGCAGGUGAUAGCCCUUUAUGACUGGCUAGCCUUCUAUCAGAGGGAAUACCAAAGUGUAGGUCUGUUAAUAAGCCGGUUCUAUAGCGAGACUGGGCAGCCCACGGAGGCCCUGUUGCAGGUGGAAGCAUCACUAGCAGAGGGCCAGCGAAUCAAGGCCCAGUCUGAGGCAGAGAUGGUACACUUCCCAGCCUGCAACUCAGAGUGGAGCGCCGCCAGGGGAGGAAGAGUCUGGUGCUCCACUAAGAGCGGUGGAGUGGAAAGAGGCUGGGCAGGUGUCCCGCGGAAGCUCUUCUCCCCAGGCUCCAGUAGUGUUCGUUGUGUCUGUGUUGAAAACCCAGCAGCAGCAGAGGAAGACCCCAACCUGCAGAAAUAUGACGGCUGCCCUCCGCACAGGGACUCAUGCUCUGUUGAAGAGUUCUAAUCUCUGGGCCAGCCCAGAAAGUGGACAUAUUCACGGCUUGUUUGUUUUUUUAACAGCACAAUCCUCAGGGACUUUUGACUUAUUCACAAUAAAGAGGAAGAAUUAAAAGUCAAUGAAUUGGUUUUUGAUGACCUUUAUGUAAAGUUGUCCUCCCUUUCUCUAAAAGGAUACACCAGGAAGAGACAGGCUAGAUAUCUGAGCAUACAGAUACAAUAUAAUGUGCAUAAAAGAUUAAACAAUGUGCAUAAAAGAUUAACAUAGGCAAGAUUUAGGUUUGUCACAAUGACAAGCACAAACUGCAUUUAAGUACAAAACAGUUGUAGUGGUCAAAAAUAUCACACAUUUAUCUGUACAAUUUAACAAUACUUAAAGAGGCCCCACUACUUGGCCACCCCUCUAAUCCACAUUCUCCCCCAUGAUCGGAAAUGUCAUGUAAUCUUGAUAAAGUGCACCCGUUAGGCUUAGAAAUCAAGAAGCGUUAAAUGUGAUGGGUCAAGACAACUUGACUCGAGGCAACAUUGUGGGGACUAUGAUCUUCCUACGAGGACCUCAUGGCAGAUAAAAAAAAAAUGGAAUGUUAUCAUUUGUGACUGAUUUUGAAAUAGGAUUUAAGAAUAUAACAAUGGCAUGUAAAGGCUACAAAUUAAAUGACAUGCAUAGGCAUAAUAGGCAUUUCUCUAACUGAAGAGGAUUGUUGAGAGAAUUUUGGACAUUUAUAUUCUUUUGUGAUAAAAAUCGGCUUUUUCCAGGUCCAUUUUCCCAACUUGCCAUGUUAAAAAGUAAGCGCUCUGUAUAAUUUGGCUGAUGCCUACACAUGAUAGACUAUGUACCAAUGGGAGAAAAACAGCCCUGUGUCAUGAGAAAUGUCAUCCUUGUCCAGUUGUGCCAUCUUUCACCUCUAACAUUAAAGUAAUUCAAUGUC